UCUCAACAAUUGUAACCUUGCGGCUUGAUCAUCGUCGACCAUCGUGAUAAUGCCAGGAGGUGGUUUGUGGGUAAAUCAGCGCUUUCCUCCUGGGUGAAGUAGAAGUUAAGAGUCAUGCAUCAAGCCACCUUUCAUCCGACAACAUCUGUAGUUAUUACAGGCAUUCUUUUCAUUGCUAUCCUCAUUGAGUUUUAUUACAUUAAAGCUGAAAAAGGUAUUAAAAAUAGCUAAAAUGCCUCUUGUGCUGUACUGCUACGAUGGAAGCCCCUCUAACAGGGCGGUUUACAUGUGCCUGAAAGCGCUUGGACUGGAGGUGAUCAAGAAACCCGUCGAUCUAUUCAAGGGUGAGCAACUGAAACCCGAAUUUCUAAAGAUGAAUCCGCAGCACACGCUUCCAACUCUAGUUGACGGUGACUUAAUUAUUUGGGACAGCCACGUUAUUUGCUCGUACUUGGUGGGUAAAUACACGAAGGACGACUCAUUGUAUCCAAAGGAUUUGCAAAAGAGAGCGCUCGUAGACCAGCGCCUCCACUUUGAUAGUGGCGUGUUGUUCCCGCGCUUCAUGAGCAUUACGUUUCCUCUUUUGGUUCUGAAGUGCAAAGAAAUUCCUGAGAAAAAGAAGGCGUCCGUGAAAGAAGCGUUUGCUUUUAUGGAAAAAUUCCUUGAAGGAGGGGAGUACCUGGCGGGCGCCUCGUACACUAUUGCCGACAUAUGCUGCAUCUCGACUGUUUCAACUAUCGUCGGAGGACUUGGCAUUAGCGCAGACGAGUACCCGAAUGUCAAAGCUUGGAUGAAGCGGUGCCGUGAAAAUUUGCCGGGAUACGAAGAACUCAACCAACCUGGCGUUGAUGGGUACAAAAGAAUUGUUGCCCGAGAACUAGCCUGCGACAACAUGCCGCUUGUGCUGCACUGCUUUGACGGGAGCCCGCCGAACAGGGCCGUGUACCUCUGCCUGAAAGCUCUGGGGCUAGAGGUGACUAAGAAAACCGUUAACCUUUUCAAUGGGGAGCAUCUUGAUCCUGAUUUCGUGAAGCUGAACCCCCAGCACACCAUUCCCACUCUUGAGGAUGACGAUUUUGUCAUUUGGGACAGUCACGUUAUUUGCUCUUACUUGGUGGACAAAUACGCCGAAGAUGACUCGCUCUACCCGAAAGACCCGCAGAAAAGGGCUAUCGUCGACCAGCGCCUGCAUUUUGACACUGGUGUUUUGUUUCCGCGGUUCAUGAACAUAUCAUACCCACUGCUUUUCUUGAAAUGCAAGGAAAUUCCCGAGGAGAAGCAGAAGGCGGUGACGGACGCUUUUGCUAUUAUGGAAAAUUUUUUGGAAGGAAACGACUAUCUCGCUGGCGAUUCGUACACCAUUGCCGACAUUUGUUGCAUCGCAACUGUGUCAACUCUAGUGGAAGGCCUUCGUAUUAGUGUUGAGGAUUUCCCAAACAUAAAAGAUUGGAUGGAGCGGUGCCGCGAAAAUUUGCCAGGCUACGCAGAGGUCAACCAGCCUGGGGUCGAUGCUUACAAGGGUGCGGCCGAUAGAGAGCUUGAUUGAAAACGUUAUUGUUCAAAUCAAGUAUCAUAAAAUAUAUUUCAACUCUUAGUUUUUUAAUUUACUUUUGACACGCUCUCUUCUACGCAGCAACAUUAAUCACAUUAAUGUUUUAGAUGCUAGCAAGAAUUUAAAGAAAAACACCUAUCCUGGCUCUCAAAAAUAUUUUAAUAUUAAAACGCACCAAAAUAUUAUUUUGAAUAAAAACUGUCCACACUAUGAAAA
Cloeon dipterum is the source of this 1768-nucleotide messenger RNA. RefSeq lists its product as uncharacterized. NCBI's taxonomy places the organism in Eukaryota, Metazoa, Arthropoda, Insecta, Ephemeroptera, Baetidae. Gene Ontology annotation, molecular function: glutathione transferase activity. The record is from RefSeq and is a predicted model, not a curated record. Gene Ontology annotation, biological process: glutathione metabolic process.